This is a messenger RNA of Chanos chanos (milkfish), 4501 nucleotides long. RefSeq names its product Ras association domain family member 3 (gene rassf3). Gene Ontology annotation, biological process: signal transduction. NCBI's taxonomy places the organism in Eukaryota, Metazoa, Chordata, Actinopteri, Gonorynchiformes, Chanidae. Bases 368 to 1123 code for a protein of 251 amino acids. The transcript is spliced from 5 exons. The record is from RefSeq and is a predicted model, not a curated record. Gene Ontology annotation, cellular component: cytoplasm.
CACACAAGGAAGACUUGGCAAUGAGUCGUACAGUAACCUAUAGGUGUCGGAGACCUUUACAUUUUCAGGGAAGUGAUGUUUGUCUUUUAAAUGAUUAAUUAUUUCGCCUGAGAAUUACACAUCAACACAUGAUUGAGAAACACGCGAACUUCUGGACUGUCGGUUUGCGCCAGGGGGAGUCAUUGAAAGAGCCGGGGAAUAGUUUUUACUCGACAUCAACUGUAUUAGUUUAGGAACAGUUAGCUUGUUGUACACUGCAGUUUAAAAUAUCUCUGUGCAGUUAUCUUGAAAAACAUCUGUAGUUGUUUGUCGGUUUUCUCUCCUUUAAUUUGAUGGCAAAGUUUGAAAAUUUGAGCUGUCUUUUCAAAUGACGUGGACGAGCACCAUGAGUAGUGGUUACAGUAGUUUAGAAGAAGACUCCGAGGAAUAUUUUUUUACGGCUCGAACUUCGUUUUUCAAGAAGCCCCUGGGAAAACCCACUGAUGGAAAGGAUGUCGAGAAGGAGAAGGAACAGCGGACUCAGCUCAGUCGAGAAGAGCUCAGACAAAAGGUUGACCUGUACAAUGCCGCUACACGAGACCAUCUCAAAAUGACACUGAACCCCAAUGGGUUGUACACUGGUUUCAUAAAGGUGCAGAUGGAGCUGAGGAGGCCCAUUACCGUGCGCGGAGCCAAUCACAGUGGGACCUCAGUGGGCCAGGAGGCCUUCUAUCUCCCCCGGGGCUCAGUCAACACCCUACACAUCAGCAGCAACAACACAGUCAGGCAGGUGAUUGAAGCCCUGCUGCAGAAAUUCACCGUGGCCGACAACCCUGCCAAGUUCGCCCUUUACAAACGCUUCCGAAGAGAAGACCAGGUGUACGUAUGUAAGCUAGCUGAAGGAGAGCAUCCUCUGUAUCUGCGGCUGACCGCUGGUCCAAAUCCAGACUCACUCAGCUUUGUCCUGAGGGAACAGCAGACUGGGGAGGUCAUGUGGGAUGCGUUCUCCAUUCCAGAGCUGUACAACUUCCUGCGAAUCCUGGAUAGAGAGGAGGAGGAGCAGAUGCGUAUUCUGACCAGUCGCUACAAAAACUACAGGGAGAAACUGGAGGAGGCACUGAGGACCGCGAGCAAGCCAGGCUAAUGGAGAUACGGCCGAGAGAGAGAGAGAGAGAGAGAGAGAGAGAGAGAGAGAGAGAGAACUGAGAGAGGGAGGAGGCCAUAAAGGACUGAGCCCAUGAAGGGACAACCAGAAACUGUGGAGCAGUGUGACCAUGUUUCUUUGAGAAACUCCUUUGUGCAGUACACAGAAUGAACACUAGUAGGACGUGUCACUGUGGAGUUUGUGUGGGUGCCCUCUCGUUAACACCCAAAGAACCCGGGAGACACAGCUGGAUUCCCUGAAUACACUGCUAGUGCCAUAUUCACACACACACUCUCCUCCACUCUCUCCUUUCUGGAUGGUUAUUUUAAUAUCUCUCUGGCUGUCUUUUUUUUCCCUGUUCUGUUCAGUUACCUCUUGAACUGAGAUUUAGAUAUAUCUAACUUUUAUUUAAUGGGUGGAUGCUAUGUUUGUAAAUAUUUCUGUUAAAUGUUUUAAUUUAUGUGGGUGAAGCUUUAUUCUCGUUAUACUUACUUUAAAAAGUCUUAUUUUAAUGCAAAGUGGCAUAGCAACAGUCUUGUUACUUUGAGAUCAGAGCAUCCUAUGGCAUUGAUCCUUUAUCAGGUGUGUGUGUUUUUAUUUGUCUGAGAGGGCCCGAUUGCAUAGACAGAACAAGCACAGAAGACCUAAAUGACCAUUGGUAUGUGGAGUCAUGGGCCUACACUGAUUCUAUGUGACUAAAUGACAAAUGGAAUGACUAGAGACAGGUGGAUCAUUUCUGACAGGAAGGCAGAUAUGACUAAGAAGAUGUUUAAGGGCAGAAGAAUAAAAAAGAAAAGACAGGAAAUGUAGAGGAUAUGUAGAGAACAGGAUCCGGAGCGCAUAACCAAGGCAGCCUUUGUUUGCCUUGCUUACAGGCCACGUAUGCUGUUUGUUAGAUGGUUUCUAGAGCACGUUGGAUAGUUGAAAGAGAGGAGAUCAGAGGAACGCUGCAGUACAAGUGUACCAGUGUAGGAAUAAAUUUGCGGAAUUAUGAAAUUGACCUUUGACCUCUGAACUCGUAUACAGAAGUGCUGAGCAGGGGCAGUGUCAAAAGGGCAGGUUGCCAUGGGAAUGAAAAGAACUCCUGAAAGUUGAUGAAGAGGUCCAGAGGAAGUUGUAAAGUAAGUUGGGGGCAGUCAUUCACUGGUCUGGGACAGAAAUGGAGCUAGAGGGACACACGCUAAUGUAUCUGCAAGGCUUUAGUGUAACAAGAGUGAUGGAGUCCCUCCAAAGCCUCACAUGUUCACUGCUGCCUCAUGUCAAAGAUAAGGGUGAGAAACAAAGAGCUGUGCCGUUUCUGUUUGGUAACAGUUGUACACAGGCGUGUCGCUCCUUAUCUGUGCUGCGCGGAAAGGGCAUUAAAAACGGGCUCGAAAAGGCCUGAAUGACUGGCGGUGCAAUAUCUCCCAAAGGGAGCUGUUAGGGUAUGAAUAGCAUGAAGACAACAUGGUGCAAAACUCCUGCAGUCUUUUGUAGAUUAAGAACAGACUCUGUAAGGUUGAGGAUGGGCAGAUGUAUGUGUGAGAGAGCGUUAGAUCAGUUAAGAUCAGUUCACUCUCAACUUUGAACUCGCUAACCUCUUGGAGCUGUACUUCAUUUUCUGUAUGCAGUGUACAUGGGCUCAUUAAUCUGUGAUGCAUGGCCAACCUUCUGAAACACAGGGAGAGGAGAUUAGUCUGAUGUCAUCAACAUAUUGACUAGUGUUGACGAAUGAGACCAUGGAUGAGGGUGGGUUUUUCACCUGUUGUGUGACAGAAAAUAAAGAUGUAGAGCACUUUCAACAUAGAAGAUGACUGUUUGUCUCACACCCUCAAGGUAAAAAUAGCCUACUCACUGAGUGCUGUAGUGUUGUGAAGCAAUCUAUGCAGAACCUAGUCAAUGGCACUUUAGAUUGGACAAUCUUUCAGUGGGCUGUGCUACAUGGUCAAUAUUCGGGCAUAACCCACACGUAAAUGCUUGUGCGUCGGAAGAAUUAUCAUAUGUCACUGUUAUCGUACAUAUUUUCUGCUAGUACUGCAUGAUGAUUUUUUUUUUCUGAUGGGUACGGCAUUGUAAUCUUUAAAACGUUUGUCCACGUUUGGCCUAAUUGCAUGGUGAAAUGGCGACAUCUAUGGGUUAACUGCUGUUAUUGCAAUAAUAGUUAUAAGAGUAGUCUAUGAUCUGUGUCGGAGUUUACUUAAAUUUGUUUGAAACACAGGAUAUUUACCUGUCUUUUCAGGUGAUUUAUUUGUGCUAUAUAUAACCAAAGAUAUAAAUAAAAAGACACAUGGGUGUAGUUUAAUUUAAAUAGACAGAGAUUUGCCUGGUGCAGUUUACAUUUCACUAAAUUGAAGGUAAUCGUUAGGUGUGUCAAAGAGUUUACCCGUAGCAACGUAAUGUUCCCUUAAACACUGGCUUUAAUAUGAUUUAGAAUCAAAUAUCUACGUAUCGUUGCAGGGGUAAUUUUAUUUUUCACCGCCAAGCCAUUGUUUUAAAGAUAUUGUGUGGUUUCUAAAGACAGCUAAAAACCGUUUAGUCUGCAGGGCAAUCUGAGGCCUGAAGACGAUCAAUGAUCUAGAAAAGCUCUUUUUUUGGGCACUUUAAGUUUUAAUUCAGGGAUUUGGCUUUUUUUUCUUUUUGACUCCUUUUCAUCAAAUGCCUGUUAUUUUUCCAACGUUAUAACGCAGUUGUUUUCAAAGAAAAUUUUGAAAUGUUUAAUGGAAGUUUUUUCUUUCUGUUUUAAAACUUGAUAUAUUGAGUCUCUGUAUUUGUCAUUUAGAGUAAGACUGUGAACGUUUCCUGAAAUUGCAACUCGUUUUAGCCCGUUGUUUUUAAUUAAAGGUUAUUAGACAGGAGUUUAUUACUUAAAUAACUACGUUGUAGCCUGCUUCUUCCAUUAUGUUUAAUGCAUAGCCCACUCUUAGUGGCUGUUAGGAAAACGGGCCAGUGUUGUUUAAAAAUAUUGUAUAGUAUAGCAAUUAUAAUAUAACGCUGUACCAUUCUAAAUAGUUGAUUGCCAAAAAUAUCUGAAGGGCUUCAUGACAUGAUUAUUGCUUAUAAGACAACAUCUCUGAAGAAUUUUCAUAACGGAGCUUGAGAUAAAACAGAAAAAUCGUUUAGUGACAGAAAUGUCACAGGUUUCGGUUAACGGUAAAUUAGACGGUACUGCUAAGUAAAAAAAAAAGUUUAAUAUCUGAGGGCUGAAAUGCAAAGACAGGGAAUGAAAUAAAGAGGUGGAAUACUAUAUUAUCAAUGUUGUAUUAGAAAUAUUGAUGCACGUUUAUUUUUGUAGGUAACCAUUUACUUCAAAAUUGUUACCAAAUGUGGCCUUUAUUGUGAAAGACAAAAAGUAUUGUUAAAGACAAAAAGACAAAUAAAGUUGCAUUUUUUCCUUAAAAA